Molecule: messenger RNA, 795 nt
Organism: Penicillium manginii
Lineage: Eukaryota; Fungi; Ascomycota; Eurotiomycetes; Eurotiales; Aspergillaceae
Exons: 2
Coding region: 1-795 (264 amino acids)
Source: RefSeq, a predicted model, not a curated record
AUGCCUUCCAAUAUAUCCCACCCCAUCUCCAUCCCCAACCCGACAACAACUACAUCAACAACAACCCUAAAAACCAACAAAGACUGGCCAAAAUGGAACAAUGAGACCCUCAAAAUCCUCAAAAUCCGCAACCUAACCCACCUCCUCAAAGACACCAACAAACCACCCCCAACAUCCCCAUCCCACCGCAAAUGGACAAAUUCCCAAAAAACCACCUGCGCCCUCAUUAUCAGCAAACUAAGCCCCGCCAUCGCAAAAGCAAUGCGCUCCCACAAAACCCUCGAAACCCUCCUCCAAGCCCUGGACACCUACACAAAACCCACCCCCACCGAAGCCCUCGAAAUGCUCAUCUCGCUCUGGGGUAGACUUUCCUCGCUCUCCUCGUCCGACCACGCCAGUGUCACGGACUACGUUGCCGAGGCCCGCGAUAUCAAAGCGCAGUAUAUCCGGCUAGGAACGGGUGUUUCGGACGCGGUGCUCUCGUGCGCGUUUAUGGCGGGUCUGCCGGUUCAGUGGCGGGAGUGGAAGAUGCGGCGAAUGCGUGAUCAGACUGUACUUGUUCCUUGGGGUGAUUGUUCGAGUUCGACGUUUUUGUUUGAGAAUUUGCUGCGUGAUGCGGUGGAGGAGGAGGCGAGGUUGUAUGAGGUGGCACGGCGGGAGGAGGAGGUUAGAUGGGGUGUUGAGGUUAGAGAUGCUUCGUUUGCGGGGGAGACGGUCUCGGUCUCGGAAUUUGAAGGCGAAUCUUGGUUUGAAGAGAAGGCGGGCGGAUUCGAGGGGACGUUAUACUGCUGGUAA